Molecule: messenger RNA, 1599 nt
Organism: Fusarium redolens
Lineage: Eukaryota; Fungi; Ascomycota; Sordariomycetes; Hypocreales; Nectriaceae
Exons: 7
Coding region: 1-1599 (532 amino acids)
Molecular function (GO): FAD binding
Source: RefSeq, a predicted model, not a curated record
AUGAGUCAGUUCUCACCUGGAACGGCGACGAUGCGCCUGGCAAAGAGCGCCGCGCCGUCUUCGGUCCCCGGAGUCCCGGCUCCCGGCUCCGUCGACGCAAAAGUUCACACAGCGGGCCGGGCUGAUGUGUCGAAACACGCCGAUGACUAUUCUGGCAGCAGAUUUCUCGGAGGCAGCGUGUCAGGCCUCUCUUUGGCCAACAUGCUUGAGAAGUUCAACAUUGAGUAUGUACUUCUCGAGGCACAUUCCCAGAUCGCCCCCCAACUUGGAGCGAGCAUGGGCCUCCUCCCUGGUGGCUUACGUAUCCUUGAUCAGCUCGGCUGCUACGACCGUGUCCGGGAAAUAGUCGGGGACUGUUAUUACCAACCGAGCCUUCGUCUCUUUAACGGGAAAAUAUUGGACAAGGAAAAGCCCAAAAGCUUUUCUGAGCAGUUGGAGGAGAGAACCGGCUAUCCCCAGAUUUUCAUCGAUCGGCAGAUGCUCCUGCAGAUUCUUUUCGACAACAUCCAGGCCAAGGAUAGAGUGAUGACGCAGAAGCGUGUUGUCCGCGUGGAAACAGCUGAGAAUCAAGUCCACGUCCAGACUCAUGACGGCUCUACUUAUACGGGAGAUAUUGUUGUCGGUGCUGAUGGAGUCCACAGCGCAGUCAGAAAGGAGAUGUGGCGAAACGGCCUCGAAUCAGAUCCUGGAUCAUUUCGGCUGGACGAGGACAAAGCGCUCGCAGCCGACUCGAAGUGCAUUUUUGGCAUUUCCAAACGACCCAAGUCACUUCCUAAUACUGCUUUGCAGAUCAACGCAUUCUUUGACGGCCGCAACUAUAUGAUGCUCUCGGCGCCCGGAGACCGGCUUUAUUGGUUCAUGUUUCAGGAUAUGGACAAAGCUACUGGCAGUGAUAUUCCCAGAUUCACAACCGAGGACGAAAUCAAUCUGGCAAAGGAACACUUUGGUGAUCAAGUCACAGAGUCCACGACCUUUGGGGACGUAUACGAGAACCGAUUGCAAACCGCACUCGUCUCUCUCGAGGAGCACGUUUUUGCGCGGUGGCAUUUCCGGAGAAUCAUCACCAUUGGAGACGCAGCUCACAAGGUUCACCCCAACACUGCUCAGGGCGGCAACGGCGCUAUCGAGACGUCAGCAGUUCUUCUGAAUACUCUCUUGCGACGAUUAGACGAAAGAUCGAAACUAUCAGAAGAGGAUAUUGAGAGCGUCUUCGCCGAGGUUCAAACCAGCCGUUUCGCCCGUGCCGCGAAUGCUCUCGAACAAGGCCGCCGGACAUCAUCAAUCUCGACGCGAGAUACGUUGGCCUCGAGACUUUUCGUCCACUAUCUACUCCCCUGGUUUGGGGAUCGUAUAAUCAUGUGGCUCGCCAUUAAACACGCUGAGACGGGCCCUGUGAUCGAGCGACUGCCUGUUCCCAAGCGACACGGCGUCACUCUGCCGCACAGCGGUACUGUUACGAAACCUCGUAGCUCAAAGGUCCCGUGGGGACUGGGGGCCUUCGGAGCAACCCUUGUUGCAGUGCUUCUCUACUUUAGUAGAAGAUCGGAUUGGCCGAAUGCAUUUGCGACAUUGUCUAGCGGGCACCUCGGUUAUUUAUGA